GCGCGCAGCCCGCGGCGGCCAUGUUUACUCAGGGCACAGAGGGUCCUCGCGGCCGCAGCGGCCGGGGUUGCGGUGGCCACUUUAGAUUCGGGCAAAGGCUUCGCUCUGUUCUGUUUCCGCCGUCCCGCUUCCUGCCGAGGCCGGCCAAGGCAGCCGCGUUCCAAAGGACGCCGCCGGGAGCUGCGGAGCACGCAUGGAGCGGCGGUGCUAAUGGCUGGUGUCUCACACUCUUGCCCUCUGAAGGUACGUGAAGUUGAAAGCCUGGAAUGGCUGGAAAGGGGUCAUCAGGCAGGCGGCCCCUGCUGCUGGGGCUGCUGGUGGCUGUAGCCACUGUCCACCUGGUCACCUGUCCCUACACCAAAGUGGAGGAGAGCUUCAACCUGCAGGCCACACAUGACCUGCUGUACCACUGGCGAGACCUGGAGCAGUACGACCAUCUUGAGUUCCCUGGAGUCGUCCCCAGGACGUUCCUCGGGCCAGUGGUGAUCGCAGCAUUCUCCAGCCCUGCGGUUUACGUGCUUUUGCUGUUAGAAAUGUCCAAGUUUUACUCUCAGCUAGUAGUUAGAGGAGUGCUUGGACUCGGCGUGAUUUUUGGACUCUGGACGUUACAAAAGGAAGUGAGACGGCAGUUUGGGGCCAUGGUGGCCACCAUGUUCUGCUGGGUGACAGCGGUGCAGUUCCACCUGAUGUUCUACUGCACGCGGACACUGCCCAACGUGCUGGCCCUGCCCGUAGUCCUGCUGGCCCUGGCAGCCUGGCUGCGGCACGAGUGGGCCCGCUUCAUCUGGCUGUCAGCCUUCACCGUCAUCGUGUUCAGGGCGGAGCUGUGCCUGUUCCUGGGCCUCCUGCUGCUGCUGGCCUUGGGCAACCGGAAGAUUUCUGUGGUCAGAGCCCUUCGCCACGCCAUCCCGGCGGGGACCCUCUGUUUAGGACUGACGGUUGCCGUGGAUUCUUAUUUUUGGCGGGAGCUCACGUGGCCAGAAGGAAAGGUGUUUUGGUACAACACUGUCCUGAACAAAAGCUCCAACUGGGGGACCUCCCCACUGCUGUGGUACUUCUACUCAGCCCUGCCCCGCGGCCUGGGCUGCAGCCUGCUCUUCGUCCCCCUGGGCUUGGUGGACAGAAGGACGCACGCACUGACGGUGCUGGCACUGGGCUUCGUGGCGCUCUACUCCCUCCUGCCGCACAAGGAGCUACGCUUCAUCAUCUAUGCCUUCCCUGCUCUCAACAUCACAGCUGCCAGAGGCUGCUCCUACCUGCUGAAUAACUAUAAAAAGUCUUGGCUGUACAAAGUGGGGUCUCUGCUUGUGAUCGGACACCUCGUGGUGAAUGCCGCCUACUCAGCCACGGCCCUGUACGUGUCGCAUUUCAACUACCCAGGUGGCAUCGCGAUGCAAAGGCUGCACCAGCUGGUGCCCCCCCAGACAGACGUCCUUCUGCAUAUUGACGUGGCAGCUGCCCAGACAGGCGUGUCUCGGUUUCUCCAAGUCAACAGUGCCUGGAGGUAUGACAAGAGGGAGGACGUGCAGCCGGGGGCGGGCAUGCUGGCGUACACACACAUCCUCAUGGAGGCGGCCCCUGGGCUCCUGGCCCUCUACAGGGACACACACCGGGUCCUGGCCAGCAUCGUGGGCACCACAGGUGUGAGUCUGAACCUGACCCAACUGCCCCCCUUCAACGUCCACCUGCAGACAAAACUGGUGCUUCUGGAGAGGCUCCCCCGGCCAUCCUGAGGGGGACCAAGUAGCCCCCAGCAGCCACAGGCCUUCCAGGAGCUGAGUGUUCUGGCACAGUUCCAACACAAUUAUGACAAUUCAGACAAGCAAGUCAAAGUACUGUGCACCUGCCUCUGACAGACACCAGAGCAGGGCCAGGGCCUCCACAGCCUCACCUGGGGCUCGCAGCACCAGAGAACAAGGGGCCCAGGUCUUGUUGGCACCCUGGGAACCUGCUGCCCAGGGUGAUGGUGGCCUGCUCAGGGCUGGUGGGCGACAGUCAUCUGUCAUCCAGGACCGGGUGCCAUUCAUGACUAAUGAGGAGCAGCGGGCUCACCUGGGCACCUGUCUGCCGGGAGGCCACGUGUGUCUUGGCGUGCCCACCCGGGAGAGCAGUAGUUUGGCAGCACCCCACGCCUGCUGCCAGAGGGCCUCUUGGGGCACCUAAGACAGCACCCCCUCUCAGGGGAGACCAUGGUGGCCCCUGCCGCCCCCUGACCUGCUGCCACCACUGCAACUUUUUUAUUCACAGGCAUCCCAUCUCCAUCACAGAUACAAUUUUAGGAGAUAAACACAUUCAAAAAGGAAGGAGAGAAAAAGAAUAAGGCAAUAAAUGUUGAUUGGAACCUCUCAAGAUUACAGAAAA
This is a messenger RNA of Rhinopithecus roxellana (golden snub-nosed monkey), 2361 nucleotides long. It is a transcript of the gene ALG12, whose product is annotated as ALG12 alpha-1,6-mannosyltransferase. Gene Ontology annotation, cellular component: endoplasmic reticulum membrane. The transcript is spliced from 10 exons. NCBI's taxonomy places the organism in Eukaryota, Metazoa, Chordata, Mammalia, Primates, Cercopithecidae. Gene Ontology annotation, biological process: protein N-linked glycosylation. Gene Ontology annotation, molecular function: alpha-1,6-mannosyltransferase activity. The coding region runs from base 267 to 1733 and encodes 488 amino acids. The record is from RefSeq and is a predicted model, not a curated record.